Messenger RNA from Diachasma alloeum, 5671 nucleotides. RefSeq names its product SCY1-like protein 2 (gene bma). Gene Ontology annotation, biological process: protein phosphorylation. Bases 257 to 2863 code for a protein of 868 amino acids. Lineage: Eukaryota; Metazoa; Arthropoda; Insecta; Hymenoptera; Braconidae. Gene Ontology annotation, molecular function: protein kinase activity; ATP binding. The transcript is spliced from 15 exons. The record is from RefSeq and is a predicted model, not a curated record.
UUUGGUUACCUGUGCAUUUUGCCGAUUGGCUUUUGAAAAUUGGAAUUUGAUUAUUCAAUCAGCCCAAGGUUAGUCGCGCACUGGACUCUGUUUUCUCGCAUGGACAACUGGGACCAAAGAAAGUGCAGGCAUGGCAUCUGGUGGUGAUUGAAGCUGAGUGAAAUCAUUUGCAACAGAGAAGGAGGGAAGUGAAGAGGGCGCGAAUGAAAGAGGAUAAUUAGAGUACUAGUGUACAGUGAAUGGAUUUGUCGGUACCAUGUUCAGGUUCAAGAGUAGCCAGCCAAACGCCGUUGGGAGUAAUCCAAUAUGGGAAGAAUUUGUAGCAUCAAAGCAAGCACCAAGCGCCACCGCGGGACCGGAACACGUCUGGAGGAUCUUUGAUGCAUACAGAAAGAGCGACGGACAGGAGGCAUCAGUAUUUCUUUUUGAAAAACGCUCAGUGGAAAAAUUUCAUAAACCGAAGCACAAGGAGCACGUUGCAGACAUUCUCCGAAGAUGUCCAAAAAACCUCGAGGAGUUCAGGCAUCCAAAGUUACUCCAAGUAAUUCAUCCCGUGAAGGAAUGCUCGGAAACUCUGGCAUUUGCCACUGAACCAGUGCUGGGCAGCCUCGCUAAUGUUUUGGCUUACGUUGAACAGCAGGCCGCUGUGGCCGCAGCUAAUUCUGCAAAUUCCUCAUCAGCUCACCCCAAUGCAAACUACCACACUGGCCAAAAUCCCCAUCAAAAUCCACCGGGACAUCGACCAGUUCUCGUUAAGAAAUACGAGAUGCAUGCCAUAGAAAUAAAAUACGGUCUAUUGCAGAUCACUGAGGCCCUCUCUUUUCUCCACUGCAGUUGCAAGGUCAUGCACAGGAACGUCUGUCCAAGCAGUAUUAUUAUAACAAAGAAGGGAACGUGGAAAUUGUGUGGCCUCGAAUUCAUUGAACGAACAACUAAUGAGAGCGGCCUAGAACCCGUAUCCUGCAACUCGUGGACCCACAAAGUUUCCAAGAUCGUUCAGCCGAACCUCGAUUAUAUUGCCCCGGAAAUUCAACAGAACAAGGUAUGCAACGUCCUGAGUGAUAUGUUCAGUCUUGGAAUGAUAAUGGCAGCAAUUUACAACGACGGAAAGUCCCUUAUUCAAGCGAAUCACAGUACUUCUGAUUACGCUAAGCAGGUUGCAAAUCUGCCUGAACAAGUAGACAAAGUACUUAGCAGAGUGCCCUUACCCCUUCACGAGGCCGUCUCAAGGCUGCUUUAUAAAGACCCCGAGGCGCGACCCAUCGCCAAGCAUCUCUCUCUUAUCAAAUACUUUAGUGAUCCAUCCGUUCACGCGCUCCAGUUUCUCGACGUGAUAAACAUGAAAGACCCGAAUCAAAAAUCUCACUUCUACAGAAAUACCCUGAAGGAAGUACUUCCAUUUAUACCACGGAAAUUGUGGUACCAGCACAUCUGGCCUUAUCUCCAAGCUGAGUCUAAAUCCCAGGAGGUAUUUGCAUCGGUGCUGCAGCCAAUGCUAUUUAUCAUACAACAGAGUCCCCCCGAGGAUUACCAAAACAUCAUAUUACCUUCAUUCAGAGAAUUAUUCUCAACACCAAGAUCAAUCCAGGGUACAGUUGUACUAUUAGAAAAUCUUCACGUUGUUUUUGAAAAAACACCCCCAGACGUUAUACGCGGAGAAAUGCUACCAAUGCUGUACUCUUCAUUUGAAAGCCCCAAUAUUCAGAUACAAGGGGCUGCAUUCAAGGCUGUUACGAAGGUCAGUGAAUACCUCGAGGACGCAACACUGAGAAAAAUUGUUCUACCAAAAUUAAUGAAUGCAUUUGAGAAUAGUUCAACUGACUCGCGAAUUCUGACGAGUUGUCUCUCAAGGAUUCUCGAGACACUUGAUACCCAGCAAAUUGUUGAUGAAGUUUAUCCAUUACUCUGGGAUAUCAAGCUACAGCAGCCUGACGCCAUAGCACGGGUUGUAACAAUUUAUAGACUCUUGUUGAGCAACAAGAAGUUUGGACUUACGAUAAACAUAAUAGCAACCAAGGUGAUGCCACUCCUACUCCCAGCAACAGUUAAUCCGUCCCUUAAUCUCGAGCAAUUCCAAACGCUGAUUGAACUCCUUCAAGGCAUGCUCAGUCGCAUCGAAAGUACUCAAACGAACAAGCUGAAGCUCUCCCUCUCCAGUCCCGAGCGACAUCGACCACUCAGGCAUCAGUUCAGCACCGAAAACAUGCAUGUGCCACCCUUCAAUAUACCCGGGUUGAGGAUCGAGCAGAGGAAAACAUCAUCAGCGGAGGACAUGGCCAGAAAGAAUUCCAUAGGCUCAAUGUCGAUGACAGCAUCAGCGGAAAACAUGACGCAGCGCAAGAACUCCAUGACCAAUAUGAUCUCAAAUUGGUGGUACUCGUCAUCGUCGUCGGCCAGAGACGGCACCUUCCUGAGUGUCGGCAGUGCCUUCCCCAGUCGUCGACUGUCCGACAAUACUCUAAUGACACCGAAGAUCCGCAUUGCACCAUCCUGCUCCAGUUCCCCAGGAGGUACCCCGGGUGGUGGCCUGCCAAUUAGACGUCACUCUAGUACAGGACCACAGGAACGUCGUGGCUCCAACGUCAAUCUGUCACCUCCGACUGGUGGAAUGCCAACGACCAGCAGCAGUGUACCCUACCUCCUCAGCUCAAGCAUGACAAGUAUCCGAAAUUCCCGAAGACCAUCAGUCUCAUCGACGACGUCACAGCAGGGAUCUGGCCUACUCCAGCAAUUUGGCACCGGCAUGAGUCAACGGGCUAAUUGGGAUUACUAUCACCCUGAUGAUGAUACGUCAACGAAUCCAGUAUCAAUCGUCGUUACAAUCGACGGACCAUCAACGAUCGAACAGAUGCGGGCGCAAUAAUAUUAAUUUACCAUUAUCUUUUAUUUCAGUAAUUUUAGUUUCUCUAAUUGUAUCUUGUACAUACGUUUUAUUUACAUCUCAAAGAAUAGGCCUCGAGUAUUUUUAUUUAAUUUUAUAAAAAGAGUAAUACGGUGCUGCGCGCCUCAUUAUUUUAAGAUUUAAUGAAUGAAAGAAACGAAAGCGAAGAAAGUACAUUUAAAAAUCCAGACCAAAUGAAGAACCGAGGAGGCGUGCUUUUAAGGGACGAUAAAAGAUAAUUAAAUCUCGGUUUUUAGAGAAGAAUAUAACAUGUGAAACGCCACACACAUAUUCUCGGCCUCGUCCAAAGAUAUUUUUUGUGAAUGAUAAAUGUAGGUAAGAUACCGUAGUAUUUACUCGGAAAACUGCCGGGGCAAGCACUCUGGCAAUCCACUGAGAAUCCAAAUAAUUGAAAACAAAAAAAUUGUGAAGAAAAAUCCUACAAAUCUAAAACGAAAAAGGCCAGCCUCUUGAAAUAACAUCUUGUCUCGUCUUGUCUCGAUGUGAAUCGUCAAUUUAUGUAACUUUCAAUUAAAACUGCAUUAACAAUCACUAUUUAUUAAGAUUAGAUUUUGUACUAGCGAAGAUCGUGCACAAAUCAAAUCGAUGGCUGAUAAACCGAGUGAGUUUAAAAGAUAAAUAAAUCCAUUUUCCCUGAGGAUAAAACUUAACAUCGAACGAUCGCCGGUGGUGAACGAUCUGAAUUUUUAGCUGAUGAUCCAGGUAAUUUUUUGCCACAUUUUAGCCACUUAAUUGAAGACAGAAAAAAUGUCACAAUCAUAAUUUCAAUCUAUUUACCUACUACGUAUAAAAAAUUGCACACAUUACUAUACAAAUUCUCAAAACAAAGAACAAACAUAUUCAGUUAAAGAAGCGUGUCGUUAUAUGUGUAAAAUUCCUCUUCACUGUGAUACUCUAUAAUCUGUCGUAUACGUGAAAGAAUAAAAGUGAGAGAAGGAAAACGAGGGAUGAAAAGAAGGGAUGAGAAAUAAAAAAGAGCACAAACAAGAUUGGUGUUCCACGUCAUCGCGUAUGGUUCGAGUUCUUCAGUCGAUGCUUCUGCACCUUACUCCACUGGCCUUUUACUUCGAUCAAUCAAUCAUACGUAACACAAAAGAGAAACAAAUCAAAGUGCAAGGAAAACUGUGAAGAUGAUUACGAAUGGUUACAGAUGAGAAGAAAAUAUAUGAAGAAUAAAAAAAAUCACGCGCAUAUAAUGAGGUCAUUUGUUGACCGAUUUUUGUACCUGGAAUUCAUAAAUAGAGACAAUUUAUUUAUCUACUGGUAUUAAAAGGGAAGAAAAAACCACUGUAUUAUAGUCGAUGGCAUUUCAAUUUUUCGCACUCCGAGAAUUUUAAAGGCAAUUAAUAAACGUCGAUAAAUCAUUGAAAACUCCAGACAUCAAAUAUAUAUAUUAUUAAAGGAAAAAAGGUGCAGGUCGCCGUCUAUUUAAUACACGAUCGUUUCAUCGAAAAAAUUAAGGAAUAAAAUAAAAUGAAGAGGUACAGUUUGUGUGUACAACGGGGAAAGUGAGCAUAAGAUAAUCAUCAAAUUAAUCAGAGUUACAAACUUAAUUAGCCAUAAUUGCGUAAAAUGAUGAAAAUCUAACAGAAAAAAAAAUAUUCCGUAAAUUUUUUGUGUCUCUAUUUUAAGACUACGAAAUUAAGUGUCCUUAAAAUUUAAGCGAUCAAAAUUGAUUAAUGAAUUAAUGACAAAUCAAUACUAGAGCGUUUGGAGUCGAUCAUGAAGGACUGAUGAACAAUUGAAAGUUUAAAUGGGAGAAUGAAUUAGUGACAAUCAGCGACAAUCAAUCGAAUGAAACGUGAAAAUUAUAAUGAUCGAUGUACCAAACGCUUUGAGAAGUACAAUCGUCGUUUUGUCCCCCUAAAUUCAGCACCAAAUGUGUGUACUUUAGGCAUCAGACAAUCGAAUAAUACAUGUGAACCCGCCCGUUCUCCAAUAAAUAUUAUAUUAAGCCGAUGAGAAGAAAUGGAAUGGGAAUCACAAUCAAACGAAAGAGAAGUUGAGGGAAAUGUUGACACUCUGUUAGUUGAAUCGAUAUUUUAAUUCAGUCAAACUUUAAAGAGAAGAACAAUCUAUUAAAAUGAAUUUUAAAAAAUACUCAAGAAAAGGAGUGCCAAUGUAAUAUUUGAGGGAUCGUAAAUUUUCGACUUCUCGCAAGUGUGUUUAAGGCACCAUUAUUGGAAGAAAGAGAAAAUAUCUAUCAUUAUGUGUAUAGUAAACCAUUAAACCUCACGAUAAUCUUUAUCUUUACAUCAAUUUUUCGCUUUCUAUCUUAUUGAGUCUUUACAUUUGAAAUUUAAUGAAGAAAGGGCGCAUAGAGUAUGAGAAGAAAAAUAAGUAGAUUUAAUGAAAGUUCAACGUUACCUUAUCAAUCAGUAAACAUCGGGCAUACAUUUUCGUAUGUAAUGAAGUUAAACAACAAAAGAAUCCCAAGAGCAAAAAAAAGAAGAGAAAAACAUAAUGAAAAAAAUGUCAAAUGUGAAGCUCUUCACCUCACAUCCUACGAAAAUGGUCUAUAUUUUUCACAGACUUCCCGCAGAUACUACAUGGACUACUUUGAGAAGAAUUGUAUUUUAACGAGAGAAAAAAAAUGGAAAAACCCCCCCAAUUAAAGAGGAAAAUAAUCACAAUUUUAAUGAUCUUUUUUCGUUGGUUCGGCAAUAAAAUCCCCUGACUGUGUAGUUACAACCACAACACGCGUCUAGAGAUGUAUAGAUAAAAUACAGUAAAUGUAUGAUAUCAAAAAUAAAUGUGGGAAAUGACAAA